CUCCCCUUUUCAUGUUUACUAACCUCUUGUCCUUAUAACAUGUACUAAUGUGAGAUCAUAGGAUGGGUAUAUAUUUAUUUGUUUAUUUUUUUUAUCCUGCUUCUAUUACUUUGUAUAGGUAACCCCAGGUAGCAAACAUAUCUAGCAUUCCUUCCUCCUCCUAUUUUUGCCACAACAACCCUGUAAGGUGGGUUGGGCUGAGAGUGAGCAACUGACCCAAAGUCACCGAACCAACUUUCAUGCCUAAGUAACAGUCUCCUAUUUGAGCAUGGUCACCUUAACGAUUAUGUCAAUCUAUGGGUUCUUAAACCCACCACAACAUGCCCCAUUCUUUGCUUUCCGCCUUUCAACAUGGACGCUUUUAGAGCUGUACAGCUUUCCCCCCAGGAAUGAUUAUGAACCUCGUUCAGAGACCUCUCCUCUUAUAUACAGAAUCAAUUCUUCUAGCUAAGUCGCUCCUAUACUUUUCCUCCCUGGGUUCCUACAGAUUAAGAGUUCAAACCUGUUAAACAGAAGGCAACGGGGUGGCUGGUGGUGGAUUUCUACGGUCUCAAGUGAAAGUUCAGUGAAAGUUUUAGGGGGACCGGUCUACGUCAGGAGAGGUAGGCGGGGGUGUAGACCCUGACCCUGAGUGUGUGUUAUUAACGGGCUUCCCGGAUCCCCACAGAGCAACUUACACUUUCAGUCCCCCCACCCCUUUUGGUCAGAGCAGGCAGCGACCCACCUCUCUGGAAGUACUCGAAGUGAAACAAGUGCGCAACUCUUUAUGAUGAUGAAGAGCGUUGGGCACUUUCAUUUAUCUUCCCCAAGUUCCUUUUAGCGUAAGGCGCUCUUAGCAGGCGUUAAUGGAAGAGCAGCCGCUAACUUUCGCCUUUUCUGCAUUUUUGCCCUCAGUAGGAAGCAGCGUGGAGGAACUUCCUUAAUAGGAGGAGGGGGUGGGUGGGCUCCUCGGGGGGCUACUGUCAAUCUUUUUAAGAUAUUCCUUUCAAGCUUUGAAUGUGAGCAGCCCACUAGCCCCCCGGAGCCCCCCCUCUUCCUUCUUUCCUAGGGAUCGUAAAGAAAGAAAAGGGGGGAAAGGGGGUGUGUCAACGGCGGCCCGACCAAUGGCGGGUCGCGUAGCGAGGGAAAGGGGCGGAGCGACCAGAGGGGGAGUGGAGAAGAGGAGAAAGAGCGAAUCAGUCGGAGGGCUCCAGCCAAGGGGGAUGUGUAAUAAGGAGGGGAAGCGUUGCUAAUUUUUUUUGUUUGUUUGCUUUUCCAUGCAUGCAUAAUGAGGCCGGAUCAGAACACGCUGCUGCCGCUGCGUGGAGAGCACUUUUGUAUUUAAAGCCUCGCGAAAGAAAACAGCUCGUCAAAAGUGUCGGCAAAGAGAGGAAGAAACGCCGGAUCGCGGGAGGUCGGCGGCGAGGGGAGCCGAAGGGAGAGCUCGGGGACCCGCGGUGAGUCCGGCUGCCUCCUUUUGCUCCAACAGUGGAGGCUCAGCGCGCCUCCGGGGCUGGGGAGAAGUUCAGCGCGGCCACUCGGCAUGUGAAGAGAUGCGCUGAGCUCCAAGAAAGAAAUUCGGCAUGAGAAGGAAGGAAGCCGCCGCUCCGACUCAGCAGGGAGCCCACCACCCCACAGCUCCAGGCUUCUUUCGCCGCCUCCUCCCGGCCUCCUCAUCCCGGGAGUAAGGGGCGGAGGCUGUCGGGCUGCAAAAAAGGGAGAAGGCGCCGCUUUUCUGGGCUUUUCUCAAAAAACCGUUCCCGAAGGAAGAUUCCCAGGCCGCGGACGGGCGCCGGGCGGAUGGAUUGAUGAGGGCGACCCCCAUGCACACCCUCUGCAGAACUUGCCCAAACUUUUCUACUCUCGGAAGCCGCUGGGCCGCCUCUCCCUCCGCGCUCGCUUUCCGACCACGACUGCCCUGCGGCUGCCCGCGAUGGUGGCAGCCUGGCGGGGAGGAGGACGAUGCCUACGGACCGCGCCGCUCCCGCGACUGGCCGCCUUGGGGCUGAGGCUGCUGGUGCUGCUGCUGGGCGCCGCCUCGCCUCCGCCGGGGGUUCACGGCCGGCGCCUGAUCUGCUGGCAGGCGAUGCUGCAGUGCCAGGAAGAACCGGACUGCGGCUACGCUUACAGCCAGUACGCCGAGGCGUGCGCGCCGGUGCUCAUGGCCGAGGGGGACGGCUUUGCCGCCUCUGCGGCGGCGUCCUCCUCCUCCAAUAGGCGGCGGUGCCCGAGCCAUUGCAUUUCGGCGCUCAUCCAGCUCAACCACACCAGGCGGGGCCCGGCGCUGGAGGACUGCGACUGCGACCAGGACGAGAAGUGCCGCGCCACCAAGCGCGCUAUCGAGCCGUGCUUGCCUCGGACGAGCGGCGGAGGCGGAGGCGGAGGCGGCGGUGUUGGGGGAGCGGGCGGAGGCGUGAUCGGCUGCACGGAGGCGCGGAGGCGCUGCGACUGGGACAGCCGGUGCAGCAUGGCUCUCAACCGCUACAUGAUGUCCUGCGGGAAGCUCUUCAACGGCCUCCGCUGCACCCAGGAGUGCCGGGCCGUCAUCAGGGACAUGCUGGCCGUGCCCAAGGCGCUGCUGCUCAACGACUGCGUGUGCGACGGGCUGGAGCGGCCCAUCUGUGAGUCGAUCAAGGAGAACAUGGCUCGCUUGUGCUUCGGGGCCGAGGCGCUGGGGCCCGGCAGCAGCGGCGCCUCGGACGGCGUCUCCGACGACUACUACGAAGAAGACUACGAGGAGGAGCCCAGCCAGCCCACCAGAAAUUACUUCGACUACAUGGGCGCCGUCGCGGACGGCGAGGUGGCUGUCCCGAGGAACCCCAAGAGCGGCGGGACGGUCCCUGCGGCCGCCUGGGCGCUGCUCUCGCUCGCCUCCAUUUUUCUGCUGCUGGUCUCCUAGCCUACCCUUGGGAGGAGAGGCUCUUGAGGGGAGCCGUUGCCGAGCUGAGAGGAAAGAAAGGUGGUGUGGCCUGUGGCGCUUGUCCCGCGUGGGGGUUUCUACUGGCCGGGCGAGGGAGGGUCUCUGACUCUCACAGGAUGGCAGAAUAUCUGCCAAGGAACAUAGUAUCUUAGGAAGAGGAAUCCCCCAAAACAGGCCAGUAUCCUAGAGCAUCUUGCCUGGGCUUCCUAGCUUCAUUGGUGGAGAAGCAGCUGGAAGCCUCAAAGUUGACCUUGGCCCUGAUUUGGUUUGCUGUGUGUUCCUAGUUGUGUAAAGAAUUUUCCUCACAGUGGGCAUUUGCAUAUUCUUUCCUCAGCUUCUCUCUUAAAAAUGAUGCCUGAAAGGGAUGCUCCUGUUGUAUUAAAUUCCCUUUUUGAAGGAAGGGAAUUACUACAAUUAAAAAGCUGUGGAGUUUGUUACUAGACCCUUCCUUUAUUGACACUUUUCUUUUAGAAGGGUUUCCAGUUGAUGUUCAAAAUGAAUAUGCUUUGGAAUUCAACUGUAGGUUUUACAUAUAUUGCACAUUAGUUAUUUUAUGAGAUCUUAAGAAAUGUCUUGACUAUGCAUGUCAGGUGUAGAUUGUGCAGUGUUUAUUUUGCUGUGUGCACAACAUCACCACUUGCAGCUGCCUAAUUACAUACAGCUGGACUUUUUCCUCAAUCCUGUAUGCAUCCAACUAGGAAAUAUACAGUAUGCAUGACAUACCUAUACACGUGCACUAUGCAAAUUAUUGCCAUUUGGCAAAUUACUUUAAACAACACUAAGCAGAUUGUCUCUUGGUUACAGUCAACUUGAAAACAGUACAUGUACCAAUGGUUGCUUUUUUUCCAAGCUGUCCUCAGUGAAGUUGGGAAGAUUUCCCUGCAAUGCUUCCAAAAGUGCUGCUUUGCAUAACAAUUCAACAAGUGACUCCUACCAUCCAGUUAACAUCCAUAGAAUUCAUAAUUACGCUUGACUGAAGAUGCAGUUUUGAUUCUUUUUAAUUGGAUAGGUGUGCAGGCAUAGACGGAAGAGGCUUCAGAGUUAUUUCAAAGAUUCAUAUAUAGUAACUUUAGGAAUUUUUUUGCAGAAUGAAGUAUAAUACUGGCAUGUAUGUCAUCAGUGAUAAUUGCACAUAUUUCAGUUUUAUUUUCUUGAUGCAUAGCCUUGGAAGGUUUAAUUAGCCUCCAGGUUUUAUGGGAAGUAGUAAAGACAGAUACAUAAAUUUCCUAUAUCACUGUGAUGAUACACAAGUUCAUUCUAGAUGUCUGGGAUGAUAUGUAAGUUCAUUGUUUUUCAUACAGUAAUGGUUUCUUUUCUUGUUCAGGGUUUGUAUUAGUUUUUGCAUCAGUUAGAAUUGCAAUACAUAAGUUCACCAGCAAAUCUCUCUUGCCUCAGCCUAGGAGGGGAAAAAUGCUGAACUGUUGGCUGUUGAACAAUGCAACCUUUGUCUCUAAAGAGCUCUGCACUGCCAUCUUCAAAAAACACUUUUUAAAGUCAAUAUGUAAAAAUAUCCUGAAAAGUUAUAUUGCUUCUAAUCCUAUCAGGGGGCUGACCUCUGGUAAAUUUUAUAUAAAAUGUAUUUAAAACUGGUUUUAUUACCAGCUGUUACUUGUACAUAGAAUUUUAUAAAUUGUAUACUUUGGGAAUAAUUUAUUUUUUAAGAAAUUAAAAGUUUUAAAUGUACCCCAUCUGCAAAAAAUAAUACAUCUGUUAUUCUUUUAUUGCAAAGAGGCAGAUAUGAUUUUGUAUGUUAAGGAAUACAAACAAAAGUAAUUCCCUAAAUGAAAUAAUGUACAGAGCUUUUUCAAAUAGGUCUAAAUUUUGUAUUGUUUGAGGGAUUUAUGAACUUUGUAGAAUUGUAUACAUGUUUCUCUGGACUUCCUUAAACAUUGUAUUUUUAUAGAAUGUGUGAAAAGGCCCUAUGUUUAAAUAUCUAUUGAUUGUGUAUUUUUAUGUGUAAAUUAGUAAAGAGAAAUUUUUAAAGAAGAA
This is a messenger RNA of Thamnophis elegans (Western terrestrial garter snake), 4888 nucleotides long. RefSeq names its product growth arrest specific 1 (gene GAS1). Bases 1913 to 2878 code for a protein of 321 amino acids. The transcript has a single exon. Gene Ontology annotation, biological process: negative regulation of mitotic cell cycle. The record is from RefSeq and is a predicted model, not a curated record. Lineage: Eukaryota; Metazoa; Chordata; Lepidosauria; Squamata; Natricidae.